AGCCUGGAAAAGCCCCUCAGAUCAGCCCUGGUGGUUUUACUGAGGAAACCUGCGAUGAUUUUGACGGAUGUCGUAAGGUGACCCUGUUUUGGCAGCCCGUGGAUGAACGUCACCGAAAUGGUCACAUCCUGGGAUAUAAAGUGGAACUGCUUCCAACUGACAAAGACAAGAAAACUUUCCUCAUCAACUCAGAGUUCAAGACGUCUGCUGCGCUCCAGCUGUUGUCACGAGCAGACUAUCAAGUUUGGCUGUAUGCCAGAAACAGCAUGGGCUACUCGCCCACCAACUCCAGUUUGUCCAUUCCAAGGACUAAAAGAAAGCCUCGAGGACCUAGUUAUUUGCUCGUGGAGUCUUCCAGCCACUCUGAGAAUCCACGAUUCACUCUGAACUGGUUGCCACCACGUUCUAAAGAGACGAACUACGACUUCAGUCUUCAGUCGCUGGGCUACACACUGUACUGGUGUCAGAGAUCACACCUGCCUCUAGUUUGUGAGGAUCACAUUGACUGGAUCUCACUGCCAGUAAACCAGACAUCAUAUGAGUAUGUAUCGUCGGAUGAAGUUAGUGGAAAUGGCCAUCUGUUUGGCAUUUCAAGGGAGGUAAUCUCUGAGGCUGGCAGGACAGUCAGCAGUGGAAUAACUUGGAGUCCGUGCACAUAUAUUAAAGGAGCAAAACCAGAGAAACCGCCAAAGAACUUCCAUAUCUCUGGAAUAAAGGAUGAUAGAGCUUUGAAAAUUGAGUGGCAGCCGUUUGAUUGUUUUGAGUCACUUGGUUAUGUGACGCAUUAUGUUAUUCACUACUGUAAGGCCGAUGUCACUGGAGAGUGUAAUG
This is a messenger RNA of Gigantopelta aegis, 831 nucleotides long. RefSeq names its product oncostatin-M-specific receptor subunit beta-like. Gene Ontology annotation, molecular function: protein binding. The record is from RefSeq and is a predicted model, not a curated record. The transcript has 5 exons. The annotation marks the transcript as partial. Lineage: Eukaryota; Metazoa; Mollusca; Gastropoda; Neomphalida; Peltospiridae.